GUGAUACUGUCGAAUUGAAUGACCGGGGUUCGCGACUCUGUCGCGCGACGUCACUGGUAAUCAACCUCGGCUCGUCCCCGCGUUUGCUCUCGCAUUCACCGACAUGACACGCGCAUUGUCAACCGACUGUGUGGCUGAACAUGCUGAGGCCGAACACGAUUUCGCGAUCGCUCCUGGCUAACAGUCUGUCUACAAUUGCUCGUUCAGCACGCCUCUCACUCGCGCUUCCGACCACCUCCCUUCGACGCGCCGGCUUGUCAAGAUCACAGGAUAAUUCUGCCGUACAACAGCGCAACAUGUCGUCCCCGGCAGACCAUGAGCCUUCGAAAAAGCCAAUGAAAGAAGUGCCCGUCCCAAGGCCGAGUUCGAGCGUCCUCCUCAUCUCGCCCACGAACCAGAUCCUGCUGCUCCACCGAGUAAAGAAGGCGUCCAGUUUCGCCGCCGCGCAUGUCUUCCCCGGCGGCGCAUUGUCCAAGACCCACGACGGCCCCAUCCCGGACGUGAACGACGCCGGCCGACACCAAGACGGCCCCGCGUACCGCCUCGCAGCCAUCCGCGAGACCUUCGAGGAAUGCGGCAUCCUCCUCGCGAAGAGCAAAACCACCGGCAAGCUCUUCACCGCCAUCAGCGACGCGGACCGCGAACAGGGCCGCCGCGCCGUGCACUCCGGGUCCGUCAGGUUCACCGACCUGCUCGAGCAGUGGGGCGCCGCGCCCGACACCGACGGCCUGCUGCCCUUCACGCGCUGGAUCACGCCGCCCAACGUGCCCAAGCGCUUCUCCACGCAGAUGUACCUGUACUUCCUCCCGCUGGGCUCGACGAACGCCGCGCCGCCAGGGACCCCGCCGCAGUCCGGCAACGAGGAACCAGACCUCGUGAUCCCGAACCCCACGCACGACGGCGGCAUCGAGCACACCGCUGCGCGCUUCCUGCCACCCCACAAGUGGCUCGCGCUUGCCCGCCAAAACCGCAUUAUCCUGUUCCCCCCGCAGUUCUUCCUCACGCACCUGCUCGCGCCGUACCUCAGCCCCGCGGCCACUAACCCCUCGUCCGCGACUCCCUCCCCCGCCUCCCUCGCCGCCGAGCGCGCCGCCCUAAUGGCCUUCCUACACAACCCCCGCACCCACGCUGGAACCCCCGAAGUCCCCUUCGCAGAAGCCUGCAUCUCGCCGCUCGUCCUCGGGCGGGGGCAGUACGGACAGACCGCCCAGGACGGCGUCGGCGGCGUGGAUAAACAUACCGCGGUGCUGGUGCUGGAUGGGCCGGGGCGCGAGGUCGAGGCCCAGCCGCACGGGCAGGGGCGUAAGGGGGUCAGGGAGUGGGUUGUUACGACGCGGUUUCGGGGGGAGGGGCCAAGGGAUGUGGAGGUUAGGAGGCGGGAGGAUGUGCUUGGGAAG
Molecule: messenger RNA, 1397 nt
Organism: Boeremia exigua
Lineage: Eukaryota; Fungi; Ascomycota; Dothideomycetes; Pleosporales; Didymellaceae
Exons: 2
Cellular component (GO): mitochondrion
Molecular function (GO): hydrolase activity, acting on acid anhydrides, in phosphorus-containing anhydrides
Source: RefSeq, a predicted model, not a curated record